This is a messenger RNA of Sphaerodactylus townsendi, 2033 nucleotides long. RefSeq names its product cholinergic receptor nicotinic alpha 9 subunit (gene CHRNA9). Gene Ontology annotation, cellular component: neuron projection; synapse; postsynaptic membrane. The coding region runs from base 112 to 1581 and encodes 489 amino acids. The record is from RefSeq and is a predicted model, not a curated record. The transcript is spliced from 5 exons. Gene Ontology annotation, molecular function: acetylcholine-gated monoatomic cation-selective channel activity; transmembrane signaling receptor activity. Lineage: Eukaryota; Metazoa; Chordata; Lepidosauria; Squamata; Sphaerodactylidae. Gene Ontology annotation, biological process: nervous system process; signal transduction; monoatomic ion transmembrane transport.
ACCAGAGUACAACCACUUAUUUUCUCUUGCCUGGGAAAGAGACAAAUGGAUGUUUUUCUCCAGAAAGGUACUUGAAAAUUCUCUGUACGCCAAGAAGUACGUUUUCUCACAAUGAAAGCUGGCUUGGACAUUCACACCUGCGGCCUCAACUUGGUUUUCUCAGCACUGUUGAUUCAUGGUGCUCGCGCAGCACAAGGGAAAUAUGCCCAAAUGCUUUUUAAUGAACUGUUUGAGGACUACUCAAAUGCUCUUAGACCAGUGGAAGAUACGGACACAGUACUGAAUGUCACCCUUCAAAUCACACUUUCCCAAAUUAAAGAUAUGGAUGAAAGAAACCAAAUUUUAACAGCCUAUUUAUGGAUUCGCCAGGCUUGGUACGAUGCCUACCUGAAGUGGGACAAGGAUAAAUACGAUGGGCUGGAUUCUAUCCGAAUUCCCAGCAACCUUGUAUGGAGGCCGGACAUUGUCCUCUACAACAAGGCUGAUGAUGAUUUUUCUGAGCCUGUGAACACCAACAUUGUACUGAGGUAUGAUGGAAAAAUUACUUGGGAUUCACCAGCUAUAACAAAGAGCUCAUGUGUGGUGGAUGUUUCCUACUUCCCCUUCGACAGCCAGGAAUGCAACCUUACCUUUGGUUCCUGGACCUAUAAUGGCAACCAGGUGGAUAUAUUCAAUAUCUUAGACAGCGGUGACCUCUCAGACUUCAUCGAAGAUGUGGAGUGGGAGAUUCACGGCAUGCCAGCCGUUAGGAACGUGAUCACGUAUGGCUGCUGCUCAGAGCCUUAUCCAGAUGUUACGUUCACCCUUAUUUUGAAAAGGAAAUCGUCUUUCUACAUAUUUAAUCUCCUCCUUCCUUGCCUUUUGAUCUCUUUUCUGGCUCCGCUGGGAUUCUAUCUACCAGCAGACUCUGGAGAAAAGGUCUCUCUUGGAGUUACUGUACUGCUUGCUCUAACUGUGUUCCAGCUAAUGGUUGCAGAAAGCAUGCCUCCUUCUGAAAAUGUACCCUUGAUCGGUAAAUAUUACAUUGCUACCAUGACAAUGAUCACAGCAUCCACAGCGUUGACCAUCAUUAUAAUGAAUAUUCACUACUGUGGAUCAGGAGCCAAACCUGUCCCACAAUGGGCCAGGGUGGUUAUUUUGGACUACAUGUCAAAGAUCUUCUUCGUUUACGACGUGGGUGAAAACUGUACAAGCUUGCGACGUGUGGAAGACCAAGAUUCAAAGCAGGAAAAAACCAAUGCGGGUGCAAGAGAGGAAGAGAUACAUGAAGGGGGAAGGAGAUCCCUGGUUAGGAUCAAAAGCAACGGCGGGGACCUCAGAAAGCCGCUACCCAGAGAUGCGAAUGACGGAUACACAGUCCCAUGUGAAAAUGCAAGGGAUAUUGUUAGUUGUUGCUCAUGUUACAAAAUACUGAUUAAGAACAUUGAAUACAUUGCGAAUUGUGUGCGGCGCCAGAAAGCCAACCACGCAAAAGGGGUGGAGUGGAAAAAGGUGGCCAAAGUGAUGGACAGGUUCUUCAUGUGGAUCUUUUUCAUGAUGGUCUUUUUCAUGAGCGUGCUGAUCAUUGGCAAAGCACUUUGAACUGAAGCCUAAGCAGGGCUGUGCUGGAUUCCCUGUUCCUCAAACGUUCCCGCCAUGUUGCAGCAGGUUCCUAAGCUUAGCGGGAAAAGUUGGUUAAUUUCCUCCCCGCUCUUCUCCAUUGGAUAGAAUGCAUUUGUUAUGAUUGUAGCCAGUGAUCGUAAGCGGGCUUGAUUUAGGCAGAAAACUCAGUGAUAAUGUCCAGCAAGCGUAUACAGGAUAAAACAAGUUGGUCUAUCUAUCUUGAUAGUACAUGGUAAAUGGCUGAAGAACUCUCAAAGGGAAAAGAGAAAUUCUAGAGCAGUGUUUCCCAACCUUUCCAACGUCGCGGUACCCUUGACCUGGCUCUUCAUAUAUCAGGGUACCCUUCAGGUUCAUUUGAUUUGUUUUUGCAUUUUUUUAGGGUUUUUCCAUUUUUGGCCCAUAGGUGGGGGGAGUAGCAAGCAGGGGAAGGG